AUGGAGAGGUUAAGAGUAAUCUUUGCUGCCACAUGUAUCUGCUUGUUAUUACCCGAGUUUACAUUGGUUGCUAAUGCUCAAGACGGUGCUGCAACUGAACCAAUCACCCCAGCGCUGUUCAUCUUUGGUGAUUCCCUGAUAGACAAUGGAAACAAUAACUACCUAUUCACAGCAGCAAAGGCCAAUUACUUCCCGUAUGGGAUAGAUUCUGGAGGUCCAACAGGGCGGUUCAGCAAUGGCCUCACUGUUGUAGAUUAUGGAGCAAGGUAUCUGGGAUUGCCGUUCAUACCACCAUACUUCUCACUAGCGUCAUUCGGAAAGAAUAUCCUGCGAGGAAUCAACUAUGCAUCAGCGGCAGCAGGGAUACUUGAGGAGACCGGAAGACAUUAUGGGCAGCGGACAACCUUGAGUGGGCAGAUAUCCCAGUUUCAGGAGACACUUACACUGAAAUUACCCCUGCUUUUCCAAAACCAGGAUGAGCUGACCCAAUACCUGACAAAAUCAGUCUUUCUAAUCGACAUUGGAGGCAAUGACUAUCUCAACAACUAUCUUCAACCAGAGAGAUAUGACAGCAGCCGUCUCUACGAUGGGGAAGCCUUUGCUGAUCUCCUUAGGGAUACACUCACUUCCCAGAUAACAAGAUUGUACAACUUAGGUGUAAGAAAAAUGGUGUUGGUCGGAUCAGGUCCGCUCGGAUGCAUACCUGCUUUCAGAUCCAAGUCAAGUGAUAACAACUGUAUAGACAGCGUCAAUAAUUUGAUCACUCCAUUCAACAGCCGUCUGGUUCAGAUGACAAAUACACUCAGCAAUAGCCUUCCAGGUUCCGUCUUCGUCUAUCAGAAUACUUAUGAUCUCUCUGUGGACAUGAUCCGCAACCCUUCUACAUAUGGGUUUACUGAAGCAACCAAGGCCUGUUGUGGGAAUGGAAGAGAUGGAGGGGAACUUACCUGUCUUCCUUUGCAGCAACCAUGUGCAAAUAGAGAUCAGCAUCUCUUCUGGGAUUCCUUCCACCCAACCCAAGCUGCAGAUGCUAUCAUAGCACGCCGCGCCUACAGCCAGUACGCUACAGACUGCAUUCCAAUGAGCAUCUAUGAAUUGGCACAACUCUAAGUACGUGAAGCUGAAAGUAGUCACCAUUCCUAUAGAGCUUCUCUCUUAUUGUAUUAUGUUAGCUUACUCAAGCAAGGAAAUUUAUGUAGCAUUGCAUUGUACUCUUUAAGUAAUAAAAUUGGAAAGUGGAAUUUAUACCUUUAUAUUAAACAA
Beta vulgaris subsp. vulgaris (sugar beet) is the source of this 1263-nucleotide messenger RNA. Its product is annotated as GDSL esterase/lipase 7. The record is from RefSeq and is a predicted model, not a curated record. Bases 1 to 1110 code for a protein of 369 amino acids. The transcript has 5 exons. Lineage: Eukaryota; Viridiplantae; Streptophyta; Magnoliopsida; Caryophyllales; Amaranthaceae. Gene Ontology annotation, molecular function: hydrolase activity, acting on ester bonds.